Neopelma chrysocephalum (saffron-crested tyrant-manakin) is the source of this 412-nucleotide messenger RNA. RefSeq names its product histone acetyltransferase KAT5-like. The annotation marks the transcript as partial. The record is from RefSeq and is a predicted model, not a curated record. NCBI's taxonomy places the organism in Eukaryota, Metazoa, Chordata, Aves, Passeriformes, Pipridae. The transcript has 2 exons.
GGUGUUGGGGUGUCUCGGGGGGGUCUCUGGUGGUCCCUCCCCCCUCACUGUGCCCUUCCCCCCAGUGAGAUCAGCGAGAUCACGAGCAUCAAGAAGGAGGACGUGAUCUCCACCCUCCAGUACCUGAACCUCAUCAACUACUACAAGGGUCAGUACAUCCUGACGCUGUCGGAGGACAUCGUGGAGGGCCACGAGCGGGCGAUGCUGAAGCGGCUCCUGCGCAUCGACGCCAAGUGCCUGCACUUCACCCCCAAGGACUGGAGCAAGCGCGGCAAGUGGUGAGGCCACGCCCCCUCCCGGGGGACACGCCCACCCCACCAGGACACGCCCACAACGGGGACACGCCCCCUCACCGGGCCACACCCUCCUCAUUACCCACCGACAGUAAUUAAACAGCGCCCAGCCCCGCCCA